AAAAUAAAAUCAAAAAAAGAGAAGCACAUUUUACACAGGAGGUACGAGCAACGCGAACUAACACGACAACAUGAUGAAUGUCGACGAGGAGGAGGAGCGCGUGUGCCUGAGAACCAGCGAGGAACGCAGCAUGGAUGACGACAACAAGCUGGUCUCGGACGAGGUGCAUCUGCGCCAGCUGAGUCCGACGCCACAAACGCUGCAGCAGCGGCGACAGAGCCCAAGCGUGACACAUUCGGCGCCCGCUGAGCUCACGCAGCGCAGCUUGGAGCAGCUGGAGGAGCAGUCUGAGGAGCGCGUGGUGCUGCGACGGGCGGCAGAAAAGGGACCCAUAGCCUUGGCACAAAUCGAUGACCUAAAAUUGGAGGGAGACGAUGACGCUGAUGGUGGUGUGGGUGGUGGUGGUGGCGAUGAUGAAGCUGAUGGCUUGGGUCUUAGCAAUCCCGCAGCGCAAACCACAAAUGAUGAGCAGAUUACGGUCACAAAAACAACAGCAACAGCAACAGCAGCGAAGGCAGCAACAACAGCAGCAACAGCAACGGCAACGACAACAGCAACAGGAACACCAACGGUCACACUGGCCCUAGCGCCAAUAACCUUGCCGGAUAUGUCGAAAAUUCCUCGCCUGCCCGGCGACGGCGCCCAAAUGGAGGAAAAUGCCAGUACCAGCGAUCUGCCAGCCUCGCUGCGUGCCUCAACCACAUCGAUUCUGUCGAACGUCCGCAAAAAGCAGCUCACGGGCAAGCAGACGCCGCUGCGUGUCCAAUCCGUGCGCAUUGUGGAGGCCAAACGCAUGCACGGCCCCAAACGCCGGACCGAAAGUUGCAGCAUAUUUGGCAACAGUAAUUUUGAUCACGAGCUGGAGUGUGGCCAGAGUGGCAAUAUGGCCAUCCAGCCCCAACGUCCGCUUACUAACGAAACCUAUUCGGCCUUCAAGAGCGGCAAUGUCGUCAAAGGCAUACUCUGUCCCUCACUGACAAAUUCCUUUAAACAGAGCUCGCUGGAGCGCAGCUAUCUUACCUACACGCAUCGACAGCGACAAAAGUCCUUAAUUAUCGUGAAUGUUGUGGACUUUGUGCUGAAAGUGGUCCUAGCGCUAAUCUGGAUGCUGCUACUGGCCGAGUUCGACACAACACCGGCCGAUAAUAUAUAUGUCCUGGCGACGGCCAUCACUUGGUCCGUUUGUUGCGGUAUCGCGAACAUGGCGAUUUGCUUUCUGGGCUAUUGGCGUUGCUUUGCCAACAACUAUUUGCAUUGGGCUGCCGUUUGCACAUGGAUACUCUUCAAUAUAGAAGGUUUUAUUGGCAAAGGCGUGGGAUUCGCUGAUCGCGAGGACUUGGUGUGGUACAUUCUGUUCGUUAUAUUCGUUCCUUAUGCCAUGUUGCCGUUGCCACUGAAGUGGUGCGUGGUCGGUGGCACCAUCACGGCCAGCUGCCACUUGGCCGUAAUUACAAUUUUUAAGGUGCAGCCUCACGAGGUAGGCGUGGAUGUGGAUUGUGAUUUAUUUCAAAUCUUUGCCAAUUUCAUUCUCUAUACGGCCAUCAAUGUGGCCGGCAUGUAUACCAAGUAUUUGACAGAUCGUGGACAGCGGUUGGCUUUCAUUGAGACGCACAAGGCAAUGGAGCAUAAGAAGGAGUCGGAAAAGGAGUUGCAGCGCACACAAAAGCUACUCGAUUCGAUUUUGCCCAACAUUGUGAAUAACCAAAUACGCAGCGAAAUGUACAAAGGCACGGAUCCGACGGUGGAGACGCAAUUCAAUAAAUUGUAUGUUUAUCCCAUGGAUAAUGUGAGCAUACUAUUUGCGGAUAUUAAGGGCUUUACCGAAUUGGCCAGCAAAACGUCCGCUCAGCAAUUGGUGAAAAUUCUAAACGACCUUUUCGCACGCUUCGAUCGCAUUGCCGAGGACAAUCACUGCCUGCGCGUAAAGUUGCUCGGCGAUUGCUACUACUGUGUGUCUCAAUUCGAGAGCGACAACUGGAAGACGCGACCGGAUCAUGCGGUGUGCAGUGUGGAAACUGGACUGCACAUGAUAAAGGCCAUUAAGGAUGUGCGCUUGCAUACGCACGUGGACCUCAACAUGCGUAUUGGCAUACACAGUGGCUCGGUAAUGUGCGGCGUUUUGGGCAACAAGAAAUGGCAUUUUGAUGUCUGGUCUAACGAUGUUAUCAUUGCAAAUCACAUGGAAUCUGGCGGCAUUCCCGGACGAGUUCACAUCUCGGAGGCCACACUGAAGUGCUUGAACGAUGCGUACGAAGUGGAACCGGGCAAUGGCGGCAGUCGGGACAAUCAUCUCAAAAUGCUGAACGUCAAAACAUACCUGAUCAAACGCACCGAGCCAUUGAGACCCAAAAGACGCUUUGGCACCCGCAGCAGUGCUCACUUGGCGAGCAGCAACAACAAUACCCCCAUUGUCGCAGCCCCGACGGCGGUGCCAAAAUCGAUUUCCGCCAGUGGCAGCAAUGGCAACGAUUGUGCUGCCAGCAUCAGCGUUGGAGGCACCAUCGACGGGGUCAGCAUUGACGAUAGCCUGGAGUAUGCAACUACUAUGUCCGUGCCACCUUCCACGCCGCAGACAGCGGCACAGCUGCUGCAACAGAAGAAGAACGUCUCCCUCAACUCGCUGCCCAAUGUGGUUGAGGGUGUGGUCAUGGAAAAUCGCCGGUUACGUAAUGGAGUAGCCGGCAAUGCGGGCACAAAUUCAGGAACUGGCGCUCCAGCGGGUCUCUCCACCGUCUCCUCACCAACGGCCAUGAUGACGGCACCACUGGAGCAACAGUUACGCCCACGAAACGGCGCCAGUGUACAAAACCUAACGGACACCAACGCAUUGGAGCCGAAAGGUUCGAUCAUUGAGGACGAGUCCACCACAGAUUGGAUACCCGAAAUCCCGUUUAGAAACCUAAAUAGUCCUGAGGAGGGCCUUAAUCGAACCGAUUCCAUACUGGUGGAUGCCAAGCAAGAUCAUCGCGUCUCUGUUACGGGCCUAGAUGAGGAGAUUGACGAGUUCAUUGAACAGAAUAUACAAAUCAAUUCGAACAAGGAGAUACGUCGGGAAUAUCUAAAUGCAUGGACGUUAAAAUUCAAGGACAGAUGUCAGGAACAGAAAUUCUGUCAGCUGCGUGAGGACAUGUUUCGCUCCAACAUGUUGUGCGUAUUUGUCAUUUGGAUAUUUAUGGUGCUCUGCCAGGUCAUUAUUAUACCACGAUGUACACGUCUCAUUAUUUGUCUGAGUGUCGGCACCUUGGUGCUGACCUUUUGCUGCGUCCUUGUCAUGGCGGAAGAGUUUCCAGGAUUGCCGCGUUGUUUGAAGAAAAACUCGGCCAAGUUGGUGCAUCAGCGUCAGCGUCGCACGCUCUUCAUUUGCAGCGUCAUCGUCUCCAUGUGCAUGCUGAGUGCCAUCGGAUUGGUGCUCUGUCCCUCAUCUACCUACAAUGGUAAUGCUGAGGAGCAGGCCGGCUUCACUAGUAUCGCUCGAUCUCAGCUUAUUGGCAAUGCGACGGCAGCGGAGAAGGACUUGAACGUUAAGGUCUUUCUCUCGGCCACCAUACACCACAACAUCACGAUUAAUACACCUAAUGGCGCCCCUCCUGAUUUCACCGACGCCCUGCUCAAUGAGAACUUCACGCAUGCGCCGACCGACGCCCUGGUCCGUCAAACGCUGGAAAAUGCUCUGAAUUUAACGCAGCGGUUGGAGCACUUCGAACAAUCCCAUCGGCCCUACACACUUACCAGCAAUGGCCACAGUGUUUCGCUAGAUAAUUCCAGUAUUACUUUGGAUUUCCUGCGACGACACGAUGCAGAGAAUGACUGCGUCCAUCCAGAAUAUAUUGUCUUCACUUGGGUGCUUUGUCUCGUCUCACUGGCCACGGCACUCAAGCUCUACUAUUUGGUCAAAGCUAUUAUGGCCCUGGGCAUGGUGGCUUUCUACACGGCUCUCAUUAUGUUCAAGUUCAAUGUGGAAAUGACCCCCAGCGAUUCGCAGCACCUGGGAAUGCCCCUCGCCAUCCAAAUGCUGGUAUUGCUCAUAUCAUUUCUGGUCAUGGUGUGCUAUCAUGCCCGCCUGGUGGAGGUCACCUCACGACUGGACUUUAUAUGGAAGGAACAGGCAGAACGAGAACUCACGAACAUGAAAUCAAAUCGCUCGCUCAAUGAUACUUUAAUUAAGAACGUCUUGCCGGACCAUGUGGCCGCCUAUUACCUAUCCGACGAACAUACGGAUGAGCUCUAUUCCAAAAUGCAUGAUCUAUGCGGUGUGAUGUUCGCCUCCAUACCCAAUUUCCAGGACUUCUAUUCAGAGGAUAUAGACAACGGCAAAGCAUGCAUUCGCAUACUAAACGAAAUAAUAUGUGACUUUGAUGAGUUACUGGAGGAGCCACGCUUUGCUUCGGUGGAGAAAAUCAAAACAGUGGGUGCCACUUAUAUGGCGGCCGCUGGUCUGAAUGUGGAACAGAUGCGAGCACGCGGGGAAACCUCGGAGGGCAGCGUUUGCGAUCUGGUUGAUUUCGCCUUCGCGAUGAAACAAAAGCUAGAGGAGAUCAAUGGAGAUGCAUUCAAUAAUUUUCAGUUACGCGUCGGCAUUUGCAGCGGACCCUUGGUGAGUGGCGUGAUUGGAGCGCGGAAGCCUGUCUAUGACAUUUGGGGCAAUACCGUGAAUGUGGCCUCCCGCAUGGACUCCACGGGCGAAAACUGGCGUGUGCAGGUGCCGGUCAAUACGGCCGAGCUGUUGCGCACGCGUGGCUACACGUGUGUGAAACGUGGAGAUAUCAAUGUGAAGGGCAAGGGUUUGAUGACCACUUUUUAUGUGCAUCCCAGAGGUAUUACGGAGAGUCAAUUAACUUCACCGGUACGCAUGCCCGCUGGCAUUCCGCUGGCACCCACACCAAAUCUACAAAGACAGACCUCGCAUCACGGAUCCUUCAGUGCUGUGGUCUUCGGCAUGCUGCAGGCCAGCAAGCGAAGCACAACCAUAGCAGGCACACCCACUGGCACCCCAUCGCCUCAAAUACGACGCGGACAUCGAGGCAGCACCUUCAGCUCCGUGCGGCUGUCGCAGAAAUCGACAACCGUAAAUCCGGUGCGACGGAAUACGACACGAGUGCGGGCUCGUUCCUACAGACAGAAGAAGAGUUCCUCCAACAAUUCGAUAGUGACGCAAACGAGUGCCAGCUAUAUGCCCUCAUUCCGGCGUAUCGAUCAGAUUGAGACGACUAUCUCGAAGAGCCACAACGAUGCAUUAUAGCCAACGCGCGCCAAUUGGGUCUAAACGGGAAGCUGGAGGCAAAAAUGCAGGGGUUGCAAGAACAAUUUUAGUAAUGCAGAAUUUAUUUUUGGAACGAUUUUAUGCUGAAAAGUACAGCUGUGCUUGCUUGCUUGGUCUCGGUUUGUAUGAUAGAUAAUUGAAAACGGCACUGAAGCUACUUAGUAGAUCUUUUUCUUUAUAAUAUUUGAACUAUAGUAGAGCCAAUUAUGCAUUA
Messenger RNA from Scaptodrosophila lebanonensis, 5474 nucleotides. It is a transcript of the gene Adcy8, whose product is annotated as adenylyl cyclase 78C. The transcript is spliced from 23 exons. Bases 71 to 5239 code for a protein of 1722 amino acids. Gene Ontology annotation, biological process: cAMP biosynthetic process; intracellular signal transduction; adenylate cyclase-activating G protein-coupled receptor signaling pathway. The record is from RefSeq and is a predicted model, not a curated record. Lineage: Eukaryota; Metazoa; Arthropoda; Insecta; Diptera; Drosophilidae. Gene Ontology annotation, molecular function: adenylate cyclase activity. Gene Ontology annotation, cellular component: plasma membrane.